Chenopodium quinoa (quinoa) is the source of this 1936-nucleotide messenger RNA. RefSeq lists its product as uncharacterized. The record is from RefSeq and is a predicted model, not a curated record. The transcript has 5 exons. Bases 236 to 1105 code for a protein of 289 amino acids. Lineage: Eukaryota; Viridiplantae; Streptophyta; Magnoliopsida; Caryophyllales; Amaranthaceae.
UUGAAUUUUCUCAAUCUCAUAGGUUAACCACAUACUCCGUAUCGGUUAGCCGAGGCACACGAUAUCGUAUUAGCGUUUCCAUCUCUUGGACUCUUCAGUCUUCGCUCACUCUUGGACUCUUGGUUGUUUAUCCGGUGUCAUAAAAGCAACAAUAGCGCCAAUUACCUCACCAUUUUCAAAUUUGAAACCAUUUCACUCAAAAACUCAAACACACACCUUUGAAACUUUGAGUUUGAUGGCCUCACUUCCAGUGGACGACAGAGACCUCGACGACGCCGCAUUGUGGGCAGUCAUCGACUCCGCUGCCGCGGCUUCUUACUCUUCCUCCUCUCCCACCACCACCGCCACCACCGUUUUCCGUAAACCAUCAUCAACUCUAAAUCACACUCCCAAUUUCAAAUCUCCACCCAAACCUCGAUUCAUCAACAACCCUAAUUCUCCUCCAUCUAUCUCCACAUCUCCCCCAAAUUACGCCAUUAAUGGUUCAAUUAGGGUUUCUUCCGAUGAUGAUCAUCGCCAUUUUCGUCGCCCGCAAAAGAUGUCGAGAAUUUCCUCCCCUUGUGUUUCUGAGAUUAGUGAGAGUAGCCCUGAUUUGAUACUUGUUAAGCAUUUUCCGGUUAAUCAUCAGUUUUUUUCUUCGCCCAAGCAGCAGAUUUCUCCGCAAGUUGAGUAUAGAGUUUGCGAAGAUAAGGAGAAUUUUUCGCAUUGUUUGAGUGGUCGUUUUCCUACUGUUUCUCUCUUUAAGGAUUAUCAAGAUGCUGCUAUGUCGGUUCUUGAGAAGUCAGAUUAUACUAUUAUAUCCGGAAGUCCUUUUAUCAAAAAGUCAGGUUGGAGGAAGAUAGCAUUUUACUUUAAUGUCUCAUUCGAAAUAAGAGAUAAGAACAUUGAAUUUGACGAGAAUCGUAAUGUUCAGCGUGCUGAAUUUGUAGUUCGUGCUUAUAUGCAGGGAGGUAGGUUUUCUGAUGGGUGGGGUUCCUGUGAACGGCGGGAGAAGAAAUUUAUGAAACCCAAUAAUGACAUACCUAGUACUGCAGAAACCAGAGCAAAAAAUAAGGCUUGCCAGGACCUGAUAGGAAUUGGGCAAUAUCGGCCUGGUAAGCCAUAGCCGUUCUCCCAACCUAUUGUGGGGGCAUUCCUUAACUAAAUAUGUUGCCCACCCCGGAACUGAAACAGUAUUAAAGAAACUCUGUUGUACUGAUUCAAGUGUAAAAGAAACAACCCAAACGAAAGUUCAUCAGUAAGAAGCAUAUGGUGCUUCUUGCCUUUUGUUAUAGUACAGUGGGCUUAUAUGUUGAACAAAACAUUCCAGGACAAUGGCUUCUUGCGGGUAGUCAUCAUAAAUACAGUAUAAGAUAGUCCCUUGGAAAGCAGGCAUAAGAGUUGCUCUGUAUCAACUAUUCAGAGUAAUUUUGUACAAGUCUCUUGGCUUUGAAGUAGUUUUCGAGCUGGUAGAUGAGCAGGCUUAUUUUUAUUUUUUUUUAUACAUAAAGUGUAAUUCCAUGUAAAAAUGGUGUUCAUAUAAAUUACUAUGCAAGUGUUACUUAUUUGCUUCCUCAGCAUACCCUCUUGUUAUUAUUGUUUUUAUGUCCAUACAUUUAUUUACCUUUAUUCCUUGUCCAAAAAAAAUAAAAAUAAAAAAUAAAAUAAAAUAAAAUAAAAACCAAAGAGCUCAUGUAAUAUAAAGUCUUAAGAUAAAAUACUGACAAAUUUGCUGUUAUAUUCAAUUAUUGUUAUUAGACUUUCAAAAAAACUCUUUUGAGCUAAUUUAUCAUAUCAUAUCACCUCCCUUUAGAUUUUGGAAUUUGGACAAUCCCACCAGCUAACAUCUCUUUUUUUUUGUCGUGGAAAACAUGGAGUCCUCUUUAACAUUUUCCUCCACUUGCUUCUAACAAUUGACUAAGAGUAUCAAUAAUACAAACUCAUUAUUGAUAGACAA